Messenger RNA from Tetrapisispora phaffii CBS 4417, 2886 nucleotides. RefSeq lists its product as uncharacterized. Lineage: Eukaryota; Fungi; Ascomycota; Saccharomycetes; Saccharomycetales; Saccharomycetaceae. Gene Ontology annotation, molecular function: phosphate transmembrane transporter activity. Gene Ontology annotation, biological process: monoatomic anion transmembrane transport; polyphosphate metabolic process; phosphate ion transport. The transcript has a single exon. Bases 1 to 2886 code for a protein of 961 amino acids. The record is from RefSeq and is a predicted model, not a curated record. Gene Ontology annotation, cellular component: membrane.
AUGAGGUUUUCACAUUUCUUAAAAUACAAUGCUGUUCCAGAGUGGCAGAAUCAUUAUAUGGACUAUAAUGCACUGAAAAAUUUGAUUUACACUUUACAGACUGAUGAAUUGAAACAACAAGAUACUACUAUAGAUGAUGCAAAUGAAGAUGGUGAUCAAAAAUCCUAUUUCACUAGAAAAUUGAAAAGUAAUUUCUUUAAGAAAGGUAAUGGCAACUCAAACUCCAGCAGGAAAUCAUCAAGUAAAAGUGUCAACAACAUUAUAGAGAUCAACAAUAAAACAAAAAACGCAGGGCAACAUGAUGAUGGUAAUGAUAAUGAUGAGGCUGGUAAGGUGGGUAUCUCGGCCUUGGAUAAUGCGGAUUUUGUACAGGAAGAAACCUUUGAAUUGGAUGAUUAUAAAAACCUUUCAAGUAGUAACAAAAAUUCGAAAAAAUCAGGUAAUUCUUUACAGAAACCUACAAAUUUAAUCAGAAAUGCAUCAUUUAAGAAAGUUAAAGGAAAAUUUUGGGAACAUUCAAGACGUUCUUCUUCAGCAAGUGAUAGUGAAAGUAAAACAUUAUCAAAUACUUAUGAUACUUUUGUUAGUAAUUUGUCAACUGAAAAAUUUAAAGUUGAUGAUUUUUAUAAAAGAUUAGAGGCCAAGUUUUAUGAAAAAUAUGAAACUCUGAUAAAAGAUUUCGAAAAACAAGGUAUUUAUAUAACUACUGGAGAUGAUUUUCAAAAUCCAGAUAUUAGUGAUCUGAAUUCGGAGUUUACAACAGGUUCUUUAGGGAAACAACAAAUUCCAGUUUCAGUUGUCUUGAGUGAAAAUUUACAGAAUAGUAAUAAUUCAACUAUAAAUAAUGAUAUGUUUUCAGAUGAAGAUUUCGAUGAAGAAGAUGAAGAUUUCGAAUCAAAGGAUAAUACUGCAUUGUUACACUAUUCUCAAUUUAAUGUCAAAUCACAAAAAAAGUCACUGUUGAAACAAUCUGUAAUCAAUCUAUAUAUCGAUUUAUCGCAAUUGAAGUCAUUCAUUGAACUAAAUAAGAUGGGGUUCAGUAAAAUUACAAAGAAAGCAGACAAAGUUCUACAUCUCAACACAAGAGAAGAAUUAAUUCAAAGUGAAGAGUUCUUUACUGACACAUACACUUUCCUAUCAGAAACUAUUAAUGAAUUGAAUUUCAAAAUAACACAACUAAUCACAUUAUUAGCAAAACUAAUGGGUAAUCCAUUUAGGAUGGACGAGUAUAAGAAGGAAUUGAAACAAUAUCUCCAUGAUCAUAUCGUUUGGGAAAGAAGUAAUACCUGGAAAGAUAUGCUAGGCAUUGACUCCUAUGUAAACGAAGAAGAAUUAGCAAGGGAAGCAGAAGCAAAGAAAAAAGCAGACAGAGAACAUCUAUACCUUGAUUGUUAUUCAUAUCCAUUACCUUUCCAAAUACAUACAAAAAAACCGAAGAUCGACAUAGAAAAUCUAUUGAUCCCAAAGUUGUUUUUCACCAAAAAAGCCUUCAAGAUUGCAUUCAUUUUCGUCGUCACUGCUAUAUUAUUAGGUAUCAAGACUUUUAAUGAUCCAGUUGAACAUCGUUGUAUGGCAUUAGUCGAAUGUGUAGCCUUUUUAUGGGCAAGUGUUGCUUUACCAUUGUGGGUUACUGCUAUGUUGGUUCCUUUAUUGACAGUUCUGUUCAGGGUAUUGAAGAAUGAUGAUGGCACUGUUAUGACAGCUGUAGACGCAUCUUCGACUAUUCUUGCGUCAAUGUGGUCUUCAACAAUCAUGAUUUUAUUAGCAGGUUUUACAUUAAGUGCCGCACUAGCUAGAUACGAAGUUGCCAAAGUGUUGGCUUCUUGGUUAUUGGCAUUUGCUGGUGAGAAACCUCGUAAUGUGUUGCUAAUGGCUAUGGCUGUUGUUUUCUUCUUAUCCAUGUGGAUUUCAAAUGUUGCUUCUCCAGUUUUAACCUAUUCUUUAAUGUCACCAAUUUUAGACCCUUUGCUUGCUGAUGACCCUUUCGCUAAAUCAUUGGUAUUAGGUGUUGCAUUAGCUGCUAAUGUCGGUGGUUUGUCCUCUCCAAUUUCAUCUCCACAAAAUAUUAUUUCUAUGGAAUAUCUUACCCCAUAUAAUAUCGGAUGGGGUCAAUUCUUUGCAGUAGCUCUACCAGUCGGCAUAAUUACAUUGCUCUUGUUCUGGGGUUUAAUGUGUUUAACAUUUGAUCUAAGUAAAACAAAGAUUGAAAAAUUCGUACCUAUUAAAACUGCAUUCACUAUGAAACAAUAUUUUGUGGUUGCUGUCACUUUGGCAACUAUUUUACUUUGGUGUGUUGAAUCUGAAAUUGAAAGUGCUUUCGGUUCUUCUGGUCAAAUUGCCGUUCUACCAAUUGCCAUCUUUUUUGGUUCUGGUUUACUAGGCUUGCAAGACUUACAAGCUUUCCCAUGGUCCAUUGUCAUUUUAGCUAUGGGUGGUAUUGCUUUAGGUAAAGGUGUGCAAUCAUCAGGCUUGUUAGCAACAAUUGCUAAUGCUCUACAAAGAAGAAUUGAUCACGAUUCAGCAGAAGCUGUUUUAUGUAUUUUUGGUAUUUUAAUGUUGGUCGUUGGUACAUUCGUCUCGCAUACUGUCUCAGCUAUUAUUAUUGUUCCUCUAGUUCAACAAGUUGGUAAUAAAUUAAGUGAGGCUAAAGCUGCACCAAUUUUGGUUUUUGGAUGUACCUUGUUAGCAUCAGGUGGUAUGGGUCUAGCUUCAUCGGGUUUCCCUAAUAUUACGGCUAUAUCAAAAUUAGAUCGUAAUGGUGACCCAUAUUUGAGUAUGCUUACUUUCAUAUCAAGAGGUGUUCCUGCAUCAUUGAUUGUUUUUGUCGUCGUCAUUACUGUAGGUUACGGUAUUAUGAGUUCGAUUUUGAAACCAGUUGUCUCAUAG